AUGGGAGGGCCUCCGCCUUGCCUGGCAGAGGACACCACGCAGUGUGAGCGGGAGGAGAGCUUGGCCGAGCGGAUGCUCCUCCCCGGCCCUGCUGUGGUGUCUGUGCAGCUGAAAUUCGGAUUGGGACAAGAGAAGAGGGCUCUGCGUCUGCCAGGAGAGCAAACACCAGCUUCUCACAAGUAUGCCUCGGGCCAGGGUGGCUGGAUCCCACAUGCCCACUGCACCGCCAAGUCCCGGGCUCAGCGGCUCGAGGAACACAAGUUUGGGUAUGAAUUAGUCUUUGAGUUCGACGAGACAGGGGUCGGGCCCGAGGAGGCGCUGGAGGCGUCGGCUGCGGUGACCGGCACCGCCUGGCUGGAGGCCGACAGCCCAGGCCUGGGCGGAGGGACUGCAGAUGCAGGCAGCGGUGACGCCCAGGCCCUGCCUGCUACGCUCCAGGCUCCCAUCGAGGCCACUGGGCAAGCAUCAGUGCCCCCCACCACCCCUGAGGCCUCAGAGGCCACCGGCCCGCCCUCCCCAACCCCUGGUGACAAGCCGGGCUCAGGCCCUGAACUCCCAAAGGAGAGUCCCCUGGACAUUUGGCUGAACCUGGGGGGCAGCACCCCCGACCCUCAAGGGCCAGAGCCAACUGACCCUUUUCAGGGCACUCUGGAGCCCCGACCCGCGUCCGAUAUAAUCGAUAUUGACUACUUCGAAGGAUUGGAUGGUGAGGGUCGUGGUGCAGACCUGGGCAGCUUCCCGGGGUCACCAGGAGCCUCGCAGAGCCACCCUGACCAUGGGGGAGAGACCCCUUCCUGGAGCCUGCUGGACUUGUACGAUGACUUCACCCCCUUCGACGAGUCUGAUUUCUACCCCACCACGUCCUUCUACGACGACUUGGAGGAAGAAGAAGAGGAAGAGGACGACAAGGACGCACUGGGGGGCCGAGACCUAGAAGAUGAAAACGACCUUCUGGUGCCCACGGAGAAGGCGGGGCCGGGGCCAGGUGGCCGGCCCACCAGCCGGUGGCACGCCGUCCCUCCACAGCACACUCUGGGCAUGGUCCCUGGCAGCAGCAUUGCCCUCAGGCCCCGCCCCGGGGAGCCAGGCAAGGACCUGGCCUCCAGUGAAAAUGGCACCGAGUGCCGGAGUGGCUUUGUGCGCCAGAACGGCUCCUGCCGGUCAGUGUGUGACCUCUUCCCGAGUUACUGCCACAACGGCGGCCAGUGCUACCUGGUGGAGAACAUAGGGGCCUUCUGCAGGUGCAACACGCAGGACUACAUCUGGCACAAGGGCAUGCGCUGUGAGUCCGUCAUCACGGACUUCCAGGUGAUGUGCGUGGCCGUGGGCGCGGCCGCCCUUGUACUGCUGCUGCUGUUCAUGAUGACCGUGUUCUUCGCCAAGAGGCUCUACCUGCUCAAGACAGAGAACACCAAGCUGCGGAGGACCAGCAAAUUCCGGACCCCGUCAGAGCUCCACAAUGACAACUUCUCCCUCUCCACCAUCGCCGAGGGCUCCCACCCAAACGAUGAUCCUGGUGCUUCCCACAAAAUCCAGGAAGCCCUCAAGUCCUGCCUGAAAGAAGAGGAGUCAUUUAACAUCCAGAACUCCAUGUCGCCCAAACUUGAGGGUGGCAAAGGUGACCAGGCCGACCUGGAGUGAGUGCACGGGUCCUAUAGCAAAAUUUUUAAAAAGAAGAAUAAAAGAAAAUAGCCCAAUUCCAAUUGAGAAAGGGGACAAAACAGACCCGGAGAUAGCCCGGCGGGUGGAGCCAUCA
This is a messenger RNA of Tupaia belangeri chinensis (Chinese tree shrew), 1756 nucleotides long. RefSeq names its product chondroitin sulfate proteoglycan 5 (gene CSPG5). Gene Ontology annotation, biological process: cell projection morphogenesis. The coding region runs from base 1 to 1641 and encodes 546 amino acids. The transcript is spliced from 7 exons. Lineage: Eukaryota; Metazoa; Chordata; Mammalia; Scandentia; Tupaiidae. The record is from RefSeq and is a predicted model, not a curated record. Gene Ontology annotation, cellular component: synapse.